Molecule: messenger RNA, 846 nt
Organism: Botrytis sinoallii
Lineage: Eukaryota; Fungi; Ascomycota; Leotiomycetes; Helotiales; Sclerotiniaceae
Exons: 1
Coding region: 1-846 (281 amino acids)
Source: RefSeq, a predicted model, not a curated record
AUGGAAUAUUCAUGCCAAGGUGUGUUACCGCUGUUAGGAACAUACUGCACAGACCAUAUUGGAAGAAAAACUGGUCUCUGUCAUCCCGCUAGACUAUUUCAACAAGCUGUAACGACUCAGUUUUACAUGUCCUCUCUGAAGCUGCCCGUAUCAUGCUUGGAAGAGUACAGUUUCAGGUCUCGAAAAAGCCACCGGAGUUCAUGUGUACCCAUAGCUUUAGCGCCGCUCCGCAUCAUUGAAGAUCCUGAACCCUUUCGAGUUUCUUCGUUGACAGUUUCCAAAAGUAUGUAUACAGUCCCAACUGCAAGAUUUGGGAAGCAGCUCGAGCAACUUGUGCAGUCCCUCUCUUCUUUUCCGAACAUCUUCAUUGAAGAGAAUGGGAUUGAUGAAGAGUUUGUUGACGCUGGUCUUGGCUGGUAUUCCCAAAGCUCUUGGCUUCACGAGACCAAAGUCUUCGGCAGAGAAAGCGGCGCCUAUGAGAUAGGCCACCUGCCUAGCACUCCCAUAGUAUCUGCACAGCAUUCAACGAGCAGACCAUAUUUAUUUUACAUUUUAAGCAAUGAAUAUACCGGUCUUGACAGCAGAAUCAUAUCAACUCGUUUAGGUGGUCUCGGAAAAUUUGGUGCCUCGAUACUGAAGGCAGUGCGAGAAGGUCACAAUAUCGAAGAAGAGACCCUCGCGCUCCAGACAAAGAGAUACCGCUCACUGUAUCCACUACAUAGGCUGACAUAUAACCUGAUCUCUGGUACUGAGAGCUCCAUCAAGGCGAAGUUACUUCUACAAGAAGCUCUUGAAGGUUUACCACGAGGAGAUGGGGGACGCCGCCGCUAUGCCACUUCCAGAUGA